AUGGUCCAAAAUAUUGCUUACAUCAAGGUCGCCAAAGACAGCAUACUACCUGUAAGGGUACAUAUCAAUAGAAGGCAAAUCCUAUCAACUGCUACAGAAGAAUCCAAAGUACAAGCCCCAUUACUUUCUAAUAAUACGAUAGUCUGCCUGAAAUCACCGUUAACCAAAAUAUACUUAUCCAAUACUGACCUGAAGAACCUUGUUACAGAGAUGGAGGAUGACAUUAUUUUAAUCCUUUAUGAACUCAGCUCACCGGCCAUGAAGCAGAACAUAUUUAGUAAAAUACGUGUAGGACAAGUUUACGACUUUGAUGAAGAUACUUUAAAAAAGUUUCCCCAAUCUAUUCAGGGCUCUUUAAAAGAAAGCAAUUUAACCAGUCUCAAAAGAGUUGGAAAAAUGAAAUAUAAACUAACUUAUAGGAAAAAUUGGGACGUCGAUAUAUUCAUAUCAAACAUAAACAAACUUGAAACAAUACGGACCUAUCUGAUAUUUAAAGAUCAGUAUCCACAAUGGAACGAAUACCCAUGUCUUCAAAAACAACAGUCAUUGUUGGUAAUGGGGCAAAAACUUUCAGAAUCUACAAACCAAGAUCCAAUCAUAUUACAGGAGGAAGAAGAGUUGAAUCUUAAUUAUGAACAAUCUGCAGAAGAUCAACCAAAUAAUGAAAAACCGGAGAUUGCCUUUACUUAUGAACCUCAACUGUCUCUUAUACAAUGCCUAGAUUUAUAUAUACUGAAAAGACCGAAAAGGAAAAGGAGUUAA
Molecule: messenger RNA, 762 nt
Organism: Nakaseomyces glabratus
Lineage: Eukaryota; Fungi; Ascomycota; Saccharomycetes; Saccharomycetales; Saccharomycetaceae
Gene: SAW1
Product: DNA-binding protein SAW1
Biological process (GO): double-strand break repair via single-strand annealing, removal of nonhomologous ends
Molecular function (GO): flap-structured DNA binding
Source: RefSeq, a predicted model, not a curated record